CCCGCCUCGGGAUCUCCUCCCGGUCCAGGUCCUUCCGGACCAAUUCCCUUGUUUUCCGCCGCCACCUCUCGAUCCUCAUCCAUCCUUCCCACAGCCAUUCCUCAUGCAACCGAGCUCCUCUCAUUCCCCAUGGACACGUCCGGCCUCCAGCUACCUUCGUCCAACGACGGCCAGGAGCCCCGCGAGCAGCAACUCUGCCCGAGCCGCUCAUGUGCGCCUCCCUGCACGAGCUCCUCGACCUCGCCGCCAGCAGUAGCAGCAGCUGCACCCUCUCGGCGCCGCCGGCACCACGUCGACCCCGCCGGAGCUGCGUCAACCCGGCGACCCCCAAGAGCUCUCCGUCUUGGUCUGAGCUCUCUCUCGAGGUCCCGUCGCAGUCGUCCUCUACAGCCGCUGCUCCGCCGCCUUGCCCGCUGGUCGCCGGCAGCCGCCUUCGUCCGCGGCCACAGAAGCCAGCAACAGCGCUACCCCGUCCGAGCUACUUCGCCCGAGCACCCAUGGAGAGGGCCUCCCGAGCCUCCUCGUGCGGCUCCACCUCGAGCUUCCCCGCCCCGGAUCCAGCCGCCCCUGCUUCCCAUCGCGCCUCCCCGCCUUGGAUCCGGUCGUCCCCGCGACGUCCCUGCCGCCAAGUCCACGCCACGGCCUCUGCUUCCUCUUCAUCGAGCAGGAGCUCUGCUUGACCCGCGUGCUUGGAGAUCGAGCAGCUGCGCUCGUUCUCGAGAGCGUUGACUAGGCCCAGCCACAAGCCCCGCGGCCCAGCUCCCACCUCACCGACCGGGCCGAAACCCAUGGGUGAGCAGCCCCCUCCAGCCCCUCUCCUGUACACUUUUGGCCCAGUCAGAUUCGGCCCGAUGUGGGUUUUUUCCUGCUGCGAAUUUAGACAUUAUCCAGAGAACAUCAGUUUUACAGAAAAGUCCUUCAUGUUCAUGCAUUUAAUAUCUCACAAACCGUGCAUCGGAUUAAAAUAUUAUAUAUAUGUA
Messenger RNA from Triticum aestivum (bread wheat), 980 nucleotides. RefSeq names its product predicted GPI-anchored protein 58. The transcript has 2 exons. Bases 210 to 680 code for a protein of 156 amino acids. Lineage: Eukaryota; Viridiplantae; Streptophyta; Magnoliopsida; Poales; Poaceae. The record is from RefSeq and is a predicted model, not a curated record.